This is a messenger RNA of Acipenser ruthenus (sterlet), 1867 nucleotides long. RefSeq names its product myeloid-associated differentiation marker homolog. The transcript has a single exon. Lineage: Eukaryota; Metazoa; Chordata; Actinopteri; Acipenseriformes; Acipenseridae. Bases 267 to 1130 code for a protein of 287 amino acids. Gene Ontology annotation, cellular component: membrane. The record is from RefSeq and is a predicted model, not a curated record.
GAAACAUAUCAUAUCAUACCUGACUUGUGACUGAGAGUAGAAUCUGUCUGCCUACAUUCUAACUGAGAAUCUGGCUGAGCGUUGAUCCCUCUAGGAUUUUCUACACUGCUACAAACUGCAACACACAGACGAAGCUGAGCACUUUGAUACAAACAGGUUUGGAUUUCCUCUACACGGAUGGCCCUGCAAGCAAACCAGAACCAGUUUGUAUCUACCCAGGACUGAACACGGCGGUUUCUCACAGACACAGGGAGUUAUCUUUGAAGAUGCCGGUGAUCCUGGGGGAGAUCAACAUGCUGACCACCCCUCAGGCCUUGGUCCGCAUCUUAGAGUUGUUGUUCGGAUGCACGACCUUCAGCUUGGUGUCUUUGGCGAGCAACAACGAAACAAUCAUCAAAUCCAAUACCUACACGUUCUGCAUGUUCACCUGGUGCUUCUUCUUCAUCCUGACAGCCCUGAUCUUCCUGGUGGAGUUCGUUCAGUUCCAGAGCCUCGUCCCAGUCUCCUGGAAGAACCUUCCCAUCACCAUGGCUCUCCUGGGAGCACUGAUGACCCUGAUGGCCUCCAUCGGCUUCCCCUACUGCGCCAUCAAGCAUGAGGCAUCCAUUGACCCCCGCUUGGUGGCUGCCUCCAUCUUCUCCUGCUUAACUUUCUUGGCGUACGCUGCAGAGGUUUGUAUAACGAAGGUGAGGAACGUGGAGCAGCGGGGGUACAUGGCCACCACCCCAGGGUUUCUAAAGGUCUUCGAGGUCUUCGGAGCCUGCGUGGUCUUUGUCACUCUGGACAGCGACGUAGUGGGUACGUGCAAGGCUGGCCCGCUCUUCUGGUGGUGCGUGGCAGUUUACUGCAGCUGCUUUUUGAUGUCCCUAUGCACCAUUGGAGUCAUGCUGGGGGAGUGUACGGGACGCUGUCCCGUCCCCUUCGACAGGAUCCUGGCAGGCUUCGGCUCUCUGUGUGUCCUGAUGUACAUCACAGCCGUGGGCUACUGGGUCUGGGCUCUGGUGCAUCCUGACCGCUGUAAACAGCACACUUGGAAGGUUAUAACCGCCACUGUAAUGACUUGCCUGAACUUGCUGGCUUACACUGUGGACUUGGCUUUCUCCUUCAAGCUGCUGUAUUACAGAGCCUAAAGGAAGCACCGAGGAUUCCAACGUAUUGUAAGUUGUGUACAGUCCUAGAUCUUAUACGCUUUAUCUAAUAUAAAAGUACUGAAUCAAACCAUCAGCAGAUGUCCAAGCCAUGGGUUUGUGUUGGUUUUCCAAGUGUAACUACCGAGAUAAAAAGCAAAUACAUACCAAUAAAUACAAAGAGAGAAAUGUAUCAUAUUAGACAAAUAGGUGUUACUUUUAAAAUAUAAUUAGAUGCCAUUUUUGUUUUUCAACUUGAAAUUGUGCUUUGGAGUGAUUAGCAAUUUGGAAUAAUAUAUAUAUAUAUAUAUAUAUAUAUAUAUAUAUAUAUAUAUAUAUAUAUAUUUCUAGAUCUAGCAAAUUAAGUGCAUGUGUAGCAAACAAAUAAACCAGCUUCAGUACAACGUUCUGGACGGUAGCAUUUCUUUGGGGACAUGUUGUCAGAAUAAUACCUGGUCAUUUCAAUAGAAAAAGAUGACCUAACUCAUCUAGAUCAUUGUUAUUAGUGUUUAGCACUGUGCACACCUUGUGCUGGCUCCCUUUUGUUAAAUUUGCAUGCUACCUUUUCACUUCUUCUUUUGUGAAGAGAAACUUAAAAAACAUAAUAACAAACCUUUUGCUGACAGUAUUCUGUGUUACAGUCCAGAUGUGAUUAUGUGUUCACCAAGAAAUGAUUUACAAUGAUUAAAAACCAUGAAACUGCUACUUUUCCUAAAAAUAAACAAAAAGUAAAUACGCAA